AUGCAUGAAACCGGUCCGCUCGGUCGGGCCUCACCCUGAGUCUCUGUCUGUCUCAUCGGAACAGAAUGUGGAAGUCUGUGAUGUAAUAUCAGCCAGUCUUUCACCGGAAGUCGAAUCUAGUGUAGAAAUAAAGCACAGCACACUGACACGGUCAUUUGGGUCCGGUUACACUGCAGUAGAAGAACUUGCCAAACAGGUUGUGGCACCGCCUUUAAAGCGCGAACCCACCUGCAUCUGUAUUUAAGUCGGCGAGUCAUCCUCCCACAAACAAGAAACUACGAGAAGGGCACAGGCAAACAUCAAGAGAGGGGAAAAAAGUCAAACAGCAUCGCCUGAUUUUACAAGACAGCCAAUCCCCGGCGCAGCAUUACAGACAAGCAGACGCUCCUAAGCCGAUAAGCCCGGAAUUAAAGCAGAAGAAACUCGGAUCCUCGCAAGACAAAAAAACAACUCUCGCCAAGAUGAUGAUGCAGCUCCAGGAAACAUCCCCCAACCAGAAAAACUCCCUCUUCAACGCCAUGAACCGCUUCAUCGGCGCCGUCAACAACAUGGACCAGACCAUCAUGCUGCCAAGCAUGCUGCGGGACGUCCCGCUGGAGGAGGACAGGCAGAUGAGCCCGCUGAAAUCGUCGGACGAGGACGAGGGCGACAUGUACAGCUACUACCAGCUGCUCAAGUCCAUCCGCAGGGACAUCGAGUGGGGCGUCAGGUGCGCGGCGGCCGACGAGAUGCGCAAGGGGAGCAUGAAGAUCACCCGCAUGAACUCGUCCGCGUCCACCUCCUCGUCUGCGUCGUCGCUGUCAUCCGAGGACGACGAGGAAGAGGACGAGGAUUUGGAGAAGCAGUUCCAGUUCCAUUUGACCGGGCUGCAAGGGGUGCUGUCCAAGCUCACACAGCAGGCCAACUCCCUCACCAAGCGCUACAAGAAGGAGAUUGGCAUCGGAGGAUGGGGCCAGUAAACUGGGAGCGCGCACAGACACUGAAACUGUUCAUAUUUAUCAGACUGGCUGGACUUACUUUUCUCAAUUGGUCUUUUCUUAUUUGCUGCUGCUUCUUCUCCUGCUGAUGACAUUUACGGACAAACAUUUGAAUGGUAGAGAAAAGGGCAGCUUACUUCUUCUCUCUUGUCUUUUUUCGGCCUACUGGUCUACUCCGUGGUUGACAUUGACUGUAGAUGUGUUGAUCCUGAAGAAAAAAGCUUUUGCGUAUUUAACACCAGACUCAUCAUGUUUUGCACUCCCAAAGUGUUGCAUACGCAUCAUGCAUCGUUCAGCUGUGACGCACAGAUGAAACAUAUUUAAAAACCAAUUAUUUAAUGUAUUUAUUACCUCGCUGAAUGUUUGAGAGACAAACUGUUGUGUGUUAUUUGGAGAAGAGGUGGACUACAUGAACCACAGGGACCUGCCGUCUGAACCGCCCUCCCCAUCUCCUCAGUUUGGGAGGGGAGGAUACUGACAAGAGACUUAGCCUCCUGUGUGUGAGGCUGAUGAUGUCAGUGUGUUCAGAUGUGUGUGUGUGUCCGUGUACGAUCAGCUCACCUUUUAAAUCCAACGUGUUCGUGUCUUUAAGUUAUGUUGCAUGGAAGGAGGCAGAUGCUUACUGUAGAACUGCUUAUGAUCGCCUUGUGUCCUACAUGGUCAGUGAACCAGCUGAUAAUUCAUCUACAUAGAGAAUAAUGAGGGUUUUCCACCAGACGCUUUUGUUGUUGUCAUUUAUUUUCUAUUAUCAUGGCAUUGAUGGACACGUCCAUCUGUCAUAAAGAAGCAAACGCUUUUGUACGCACCUUCUGCACCAUUUUGUACUGAUGAUAUGUUUCUAAAAUAAACUUUUUUUAUGAACUGA
Messenger RNA from Larimichthys crocea (large yellow croaker), 1842 nucleotides. RefSeq names its product MID1 interacting protein 1a (gene mid1ip1a). The coding region runs from base 462 to 959 and encodes 165 amino acids. Gene Ontology annotation, biological process: regulation of lipid biosynthetic process. The transcript is spliced from 2 exons. Gene Ontology annotation, cellular component: cytosol. NCBI's taxonomy places the organism in Eukaryota, Metazoa, Chordata, Actinopteri, Sciaenidae. The record is from RefSeq and is a predicted model, not a curated record.